Molecule: messenger RNA, 336 nt
Organism: Penaeus chinensis
Lineage: Eukaryota; Metazoa; Arthropoda; Malacostraca; Decapoda; Penaeidae
Exons: 2
Coding region: 1-336 (111 amino acids)
Source: RefSeq, a predicted model, not a curated record
AUGUUCUUCACAUCAGCUCUCGAAGGCAAGAUUUCUCGACGUUUUGGUCAAGAAGCGAAGAUGGUCAACGGCAAACUCGCUCUGGCGGCGGCGGUGCUGGGGGCGCUGCAGCUCAGCCUCUGCCUCGCGGCGCCAGGCCCCUGGAAGGCGCCCGUGCUGCACUCUGUAGGCGUUGUCCCGGCUGUGCAUUCUGUGGGCGUCGUCCCUGCUGUGCAUACCGUGGGCGUCGUAGCCAGACCCGUGGGCGUGGCUUACGUGGGUGACCACGACGACGAUGGCUUCGGCGACGACGACGACGUCGGUCGCGUCGUGGUCUCGGCUCACAAGGUGUGGUGA